This is a messenger RNA of Abrus precatorius (Indian licorice), 960 nucleotides long. Its product is annotated as E2F-associated phosphoprotein. The record is from RefSeq and is a predicted model, not a curated record. Gene Ontology annotation, biological process: positive regulation of cell population proliferation. Bases 74 to 562 code for a protein of 162 amino acids. NCBI's taxonomy places the organism in Eukaryota, Viridiplantae, Streptophyta, Magnoliopsida, Fabales, Fabaceae. Gene Ontology annotation, cellular component: nucleus. The transcript is spliced from 3 exons.
CAUUGACUCCAUAGAUCUCUGCCACGGGGUUCAAUUCGUUGCUCUCUCUGGAAUAUUGAGAUAGAGAGAAGAGAUGGAAGAAGAUGCCAAAAGAGAGAACAAAAACAUGGAUUCACCCACCAAUUCACAACAAACAGUUUCAGAUGAUGAUGAGAUAGACUACACAAGCAAACCAGAGUUUUAUGAUCCAGAUCUUGAUGAUAAGGAUGAAAAAUGGAUUCAUAAAAGAAGACAAGGACGUGAAUCUGAUGCUGUACUUAGCUGCCCUGCUUGCUUCACCACCCUCUGCCUAGAAUGUCAAAGGCAUGAAAAAUAUUUGACCCAGUACAGAGCAGUGUUUGUUGUAAACUGCAAGAUUGGGAAUGACAAAGUUUUGAGGCAAAAUUCCUCAAGAUCAAGAAAAAGAAACAGAGGGGCCGAAGGAUUUGAUGGCAAUGAUGCACGUUCAUCGAACAGUGAAACAUUCAAACAAGUCUGUUGUUCUGUUUGCUCAACAGAGGUUGGUGUCAUUGAUGAAGACGAGGUCUAUCAUUUCUACAAUGUUCUCCCAAGUGAAUCCUAACUGAUUCCGUUGUAUCUACCAAGCAGUGGUUGUGUUCUGAGUUUCAUUACCGUAAAACUCCAAUUCAGAAGUAGUUGGUCUCAGUAUCUCUGUUUUAGAUCCAUGAAAACGCCAUUCUUCCACUUCGAAUAUUUCUCCCCCAUAAACAUUUUGGAGGUAACAGUCAAGUAUUGAAGACGCAAUCUCUAGGGCUAAAACCAUGGACAUGGGGAAUAUUACUUAGAAUUACUUAAUUUAUAUCUUUGGAGAUGUUUUGUUUGACAUAAGUCUCCUCUUUGGAUGUUUUUCAAUACCUUGUCAACUUCUAUUUGUAUUUGCUACUUUUUUAGCUUUUAUUCAUUUUUGUUGUUACCGACGAUCCGAAUGAUGCAGUAGCAUGGAAUACUGUUCCAUGAGCU